ACCCCAUCUUCUAUUAUCCCACCACUUGUGCUCAUUUUUCGUUCAUCAUGCCUCAGAACGAGUAUAUCGAGCGCUGGCAGAAGCAGCAUGGUAAGCGGCUGGAUCACGAUGAGCGUGUCCGCAAGCGCCAGGCUCGUGAGGGCCACAAGCAGUCCUACGAUGCCCAGAACCUGCGCGGCCUGAGGGCCAAGCUGUACCAGCAGAAGCGCCACAAGGAGAAGAUUCAGAUGAAGAAGCGCAUCAAGGCCCAGGAGGAGAAGAAUGUCAAGUCCGCUGCUCCCGACGAGCCCUCCAAGACUCCUCUGCCCCAGUACCUGCUCGACCGAUCCCAGGCUACCAACGCCAAGGCCUUGUCCAGUGCUAUCAAGGAUAAGCGUUCGGAGAAGGCGGCCAAGUUUGCCGUGCCUUUGCCUAAGGUUAAGGGUAUUAGUGAGGAGGAGAUGUUCAAGGUUGUCAACACCGGAAAGAAGACCCACCAGAAGUCCUGGAAGCGUAUGAUCACCAAGCCUACUUUCGUUGGUAACGACUUCACUCGUCGGCCUGUCAAGUACGAGCGGUUCAUUCGUCCUAUGGGUCUGCGUUACAAGAAGGCCAACGUUACUCACCCCGAACUCGGUGUCACCGUUCAACUGCCCAUCCUCUCCGUCAAGAAGAACCCCAACAACCCUCUUUACACCCAACUGGGUGUCUUGACCAAGGGUACCAUCAUUGAAGUCAACGUCUCCGAAUUGGGUCUCGUCACUACCACCGGUAAGGUUGUCUGGGGUAAAUGGGCCCAGAUUACCAACGUGCCCGAGAACGACGGCUGUGUCAACGCUGUCCUCCUCGUCUAAAUGCCUCCUUCACACGGCUGCCAUUACUUAUUCCUCAUUCCUGGCAGAUAUCCCCGAUCUGUCUUCGAUACCACCCAUGCUCCAGGCAUUACUGUGAUUAGUUUUUUCUGCGGUUCAUAUGGUUGAUAGAGAACUGCUCUUUGGUGUUUCUGGCGCAUACAUUGUUAAUGUUGUCUUGGUUUUUCACGAAAAGUAUUCUACCCUGCAUGCUCAACCUCCUUGGGGGUGUAUUUAACUAGAUGAGCUUAGCUACAUGCACUCCAAACAAUGAGUUCAUGAUGA
Molecule: messenger RNA, 1115 nt
Organism: Penicillium subrubescens
Lineage: Eukaryota; Fungi; Ascomycota; Eurotiomycetes; Eurotiales; Aspergillaceae
Product: rRNA-processing protein NSA2
Exons: 5
Coding region: 48-833 (261 amino acids)
Biological process (GO): maturation of 5.8S rRNA; maturation of LSU-rRNA
Cellular component (GO): preribosome, large subunit precursor; nucleolus
Source: RefSeq, a predicted model, not a curated record